Molecule: messenger RNA, 2846 nt
Organism: Beta vulgaris subsp. vulgaris (sugar beet)
Lineage: Eukaryota; Viridiplantae; Streptophyta; Magnoliopsida; Caryophyllales; Amaranthaceae
Product: cytochrome P450 734A1
Exons: 5
Coding region: 597-2444 (615 amino acids)
Biological process (GO): brassinosteroid homeostasis; brassinosteroid metabolic process
Molecular function (GO): iron ion binding; monooxygenase activity; oxidoreductase activity, acting on paired donors, with incorporation or reduction of molecular oxygen
Source: RefSeq, a predicted model, not a curated record
AUACAAAUCAGCUUAUAUAAUCAGCUAUCAGCUAAUACAAUCAUCUAACAGCUAACAACUAUCCGCUAAUCGCCAAACAGGACCAUUGUUAUUGAUAUUGGUUUUGAGAAACAAAGGGGUAAAAAUGUCUAAAAAGAAUGUUUGAAAACAAUAUAAAACUCAACCUCGUUGACCCUCCAAAAUAUACAAUUGCGGCCCCUACGCCGUUGGCCUUGCCUUACCAAGCCAUCUCUUCACUAUUAAAGAGAGAAUACACUCUAGAAUCAAACCCACACUUCCAACACAUAAAACAAACCCAAAUCCAUAUUCUCUAAACAUAAACCAAAACCAAAACCAAAACCAAAACCAAAACCAAAAACUACAAACAAAACCCAAACUAAAAACUACAAACAAAACCCAAAAAAAAAAAACAAAAAAAACCCACUUUGCUCCCUCCUUAAAUUACACCAAUAUUACUGGGAGCACACAGACAGGCAGACAAAAGCAGCAGCAGCAGCUUUGCUCUGUUUUUUUAGAGAGAGAAACAAAGAAAAAAAAACAGAGAAGAAGAGAGAAAAACAGAACAAGAAGAAAAAAAAACUCUAAUUAGCAAAGAAAUGGUUGAUUAUGGUUUAUUGGGAAAUUUAUUGGGUUUUAAACCCUUAAUUUUUACCUUCAUUUUGUUGGUUUUAGCAUUAAGAAUAAUGCUAGUUUUAUGGUGGAGACCAAAAAAAAUUGAGUCUCAUUUUGCCAAACAAGGCAUUAAAGGACCUCCUUACAUAUUUUUCAUUGGCAAUGUCAAAGAAAUUGUUCAGCUCAUGUUAAAGGCUUCUUCUCAUCCUAUGCCUUUCUCUCACAAUAUUCUUCCUAGAGUUUUCUCUUUCUACCAUCAUUGGAGAAAAAUUUAUGGUGCAACAUUCUUAGUGUGGUUUGGGGCCACACCACGGUUAACAGUCUCAGAUCCUGAUCUCAUUCGAGAAAUCUUUAGUUCUAAAUCUGAAUAUUAUGAGAAAAUUGAGGCAAAUCCGCUUGUGAAACAACUUGAGGGUGAUGGACUUAUUAGCCUUAAGGGUGAAAAAUGGGCUCACCAUCGGAAAAUUAUAACACCCACGUUCCACAUGGAAAAUCUUAAGCUGUUGAUACCAAUGGUGGGAAAGAGUGUAGAGGAAAUGCUGGACAAGUGGGACCGGAUGAUGUUGGAGAGAGGAGGAGGAGAGAGAGAAGUGGAAAUUGAAGUUUCAGAGUGGUUUCAGGGGUUGACAGAGGAUGUGAUCACUAGAAUGGCAUUUGGAAGCAGCUACGAAGAGGGGAAGGCCAUUUUCAGGUUACAAAGCCAACAAAUGGUCCUUGCGGCUGAGGCUUUUCAGAAGGUUCUCAUUCCUGGUUAUAGAUUCCUACCUACAAAAAGGAAUAUGAAAUCAUGGAAAUUGGACAAGGAGAUCAGAAGAUCACUGGUGAAGCUAAUUGAGAGGAGAAAAUUAGAGAAUUGCAAUCACAAUAAUAACAAUAUUAUAACUAAUAAUAAUAAUAAUAAUAUUAAUAAUAAUAAUAAUAUUGUGAUGGGAAAUAUUGGAUCAGAGGAGGCAGGAGAAGGUGGGCCAAAGGAUCUGCUGGGCCUAAUGAUCCAGGCUGGGAUGAGAGAGAAUAAAAAAAAUUCAGAAAUUGCCAACAUCAAUAAUAACAACAAUUCUACAUUAUCAUCAUCAUCAAUUAAUUAUGCCCCACAAUUAUCAAACAUUAAUAGUAAUUGUAAUAAUAAUCUUAAUAUUAAUAAUAAUAAUAAUAAUAAGAUAACGGUACAUGAUAUUGUGGAAGAGUGUAAGAGCUUCUUCUUUGCUGGGAAACAAACGACGUCGAAUCUGCUGACGUGGACCACUGUGCUUCUAGCUAUGCAUCCUCACUGGCAGGAAUUGGCACGUGAGGAAGUUUUCAGAGUCUGUACAUCACGUGACAUACCUUCCAAAGAUGAUCUUUCUAAGCUUAAGAUGUUGAACAUGAUACUGAACGAGUCCCUUCGCUUAUACCCACCAGCUAUUGCAACAAUUAGACGAGCAAAAUACGAUGUGGAGCUAGGUGGAUGUAGGGUCCCACGUGGGACCGAGCUACUUGUUCCAAUCUUAGCCGUCCAUCAUGAUCAAACAAUUUGGGGAAAUGAUGCCAAUGAUUUUAAUCCUCUAAGAUUUGCUGAUGGUGUUUCUCGUGCAGCCAAACAUCCUGUAGCAUUCAUACCUUUCGGUCUUGGCACACGUACUUGCAUUGGACAAAAUCUUGCUAUUCUACAAGCUAAGCUUGUGCUUACCAUCUUACUACAACGCUUUUCCUUUACACUUGCACCUUCUUAUCAACAUGCUCCAACGGUUUUGAUGCUCCUCUACCCUCAACACGGCGCUCCGAUCGUGUUCCGGCACUUGCCGGAGGACGAUACUGGUCGUGUAGGGGCUGUGUUUGAAGAUCGAGGGUUGUGAAGUUGAGUUGUAUAGCUAAGAGUUAGCGUAUCUUUUUCCCCUAUGUGUUUCGUUUUCUGUUUAUAUAGUUAUUUUUUUCAAAUUGAUCAUUUGGUGUUUGUGGUAUACCAAGUAAGUUCUACUAAUGAGCAUUCGUAAUUAGGUUAAAUGUUGCGAUUCAAUCACUAUUGGGUGACAAUUGCCAAUGUUUUGGUUAUCUUGAUUAACUAACAUAGAGUGUGUAGCUAUGUAAUCUUGUAGGUCUUGCCAAGAGGUGCAAGAGAUUAGGUUGUAGCACUUUGACUCCCUACUUAGAAUAUUUAGGAUUUAUUAUGUGAUGUAAGUAGGUAGUGGUUACUAAAAAGAAAAAGUUGUUAGUGAAGGUUUUGAGAGUGAUAAAUGUAUUUUAAAAUUUUAAUUGAA